This is a messenger RNA of Prorocentrum cordatum, 396 nucleotides long. The record is from the annotation of a GenBank genome assembly. Lineage: Eukaryota; Dinophyceae; Prorocentrales; Prorocentraceae.
AUGAGCUGGUCCGAUUCUAAGAUUUUCCUGAGGUCUGCUGGCAGGCGCUUCGUGGUGGCUGGCGGCAAGGCUUCCAACUCGGCCCUGAAAUCGCUCAAGCCGACAAGGCCCUUGCCAGACUUGUCGAGCUCCUGGAAGAGGGCUGUCACUAAAGGCUCGAGGAUCCUCAGCCUCUUGCGUUUCAUGGCCAGCUCAAGCUCUCGAUCGAAGUCGCCCUGCACGAUGGCCGUGUCCACGAUGAGCGCAGUGAUCCGCAACGCCCCACGGGGCAGCGGCGCGCGAGACCUUCUCCAUCCCCAGCCGCUCACCCAGGGGCCCCUGUGGUCGCGAAAGCUGUCUGUCCAUAUUGGGGGAACACGACGACGCCGCACGAAUGAUCACGACCGGAUAUCCUAA